Messenger RNA from Hibiscus syriacus, 1410 nucleotides. RefSeq names its product UDP-glycosyltransferase 79B2-like. The coding region runs from base 37 to 1410 and encodes 457 amino acids. Gene Ontology annotation, molecular function: UDP-glycosyltransferase activity. The record is from RefSeq and is a predicted model, not a curated record. Lineage: Eukaryota; Viridiplantae; Streptophyta; Magnoliopsida; Malvales; Malvaceae. The transcript has a single exon.
AGUCUAUUAGAUCACUUUACGAAAGCAAAGCAAAAAAUGAGCAAAUCCGACCGCUCAAAGCUUCACAUUGCCAUGUUUCCAUGGGUUGCCUAUGGUCACAUCAUCCCCUUCCUUCAUCUCUCAAAUAAGCUUGCUCAUAAAGGCCAUAAAAUAUCAUUCCUUUUGCCUAAAGGAGUUCAACCAGAGCUUGAAAACAUGAGCCAAUUCCCCAACCUCAUUCAAUUCUUUCCUCUAGUCCUUCCUCAAGUCGAUGGUCUCUCUCCAGGUGCUGAAACCACACGUGUCGUUCCUUCGAACCAACAAAAGUAUCUUUUUUUUGCUGUUGAUCAAACAAGAGAUCAAGUUGAAUCCAUCUUCAAGGUUCUAAAACCUGAUAUGGUUUUUUAUGAUACAGGGUUUUGGAUUCCUGACUUGGCUCGCCAACUUGGGAUCAGCCCCGUAUUCUAUGUAGUGACUUCCCCGAUGAUUGCGGGGAUGAUGAUAAAACCUAAGAAACUAACCAUGGAAACGACGUUAGAAGAGGCGAUAGAAUUGCCUCCCGGUUACCCUUCUUCCACGGUGAGGUUCAAAGUUGAAGAGGCUCCUGCACUGUUGGUUAUGGCUGAGGAUGUCGGGAGUGGAUUGUCGUUACAAGAACGGAUGAACAAGAUUAUGAUAGGAAGUGAUGCCGUUGCCUUCAGGAGUCACCGUGAACUCGAGGGACCAUUUCUUGACUACUUUGCUCAAGAAACUGGGAAGCUUGUUUUAUUAUCGGGGCCUUGCUUGCCUGAAACAAAGACCCAACAACUUGAUGACAAAUGGGUUACUUGGCUAAGCCAGUUCGAGCCAGGGUCCGUUGUGUUCUGUGCAUUCGGAAGUGAGAGUGAGUUGCAGAAGGAUGAGUUCCAAGAGUUAAUUCUGGGGUUCGAGUUAUGUGGACUCCCAUUUUUGGUAGCUUUAAAGCCACCUAAAGGAUGCUCGACUGUUGAAGAAGCACUGCCGGAGGGGUUCAAAGAUAGGGUUAAAGGAAGAGGGUUGGUUUAUAGUGAUUGGGUUCCACAAAAGCUGCUAUUGAACCACCCUAACAUUGGGUGUUUCGUAAACCACUGUGGGUAUGGAUCAAUGUGGGAGUUUCUGCUUAGUGACUGUCAAAUCGUGCUGAUUCCUCAACUUCCAGAUCAAAUUCUGAACACUAGGUGGAUGGUGAAUGAUCUGAAGAUUGGUGUUGAAGUAGAGAGAGGUAAAAACAGGCAGGUCUCAAAGGAGUCAUUCAGUGAAGCUAUCAACUUUGUGAUGGACAAGGAGAAUGAAACAGCUAAGAUGUUGAGGGCAAACCAUGCCAAGCUGAAGCAAACACUUUGUAGCAGAGAUUUUCAAGAAGAAUAUAUAAACAAUUUCAUCCAAGCUCUGCAAGAUCUUGUAAAAAAGUAG